AUGAGGAAACCAGAGCAGAAGCCGUGGCUUUUUCAAUUACGCUCGUCAGAGACUUUUCUCGUCUUGACUGUGUCCAUUGCUAUUUUUACCGAUUCUUUUAUUUAUGGCGUCAUCGUUCCUGUCAUCCCAGUCGCCUUGAUUGACCGCGUAGGCGCCCGUCCGGAAGAUGCACAAUACCUCGUCUCAAUAUUACUCGCCGUAUACGGCGGCACACUUCUCGCCGGAUCCCCAAUAUUCGGCUACCUAGCUGAUAGAUGCUCGUCGCGGAAAAUCCCCUUCGUCCUCGGACUGGUUGCUCUCGGCACAUCCACGGCGCUAUUUGCAUGGGCGCGCACAUUUGCGAUCCUGGUCGUCGCGCGCACUUUGCAGGGCUUCUCGGCUGCGGCCGUGUGGGUCGUCGGCCUUGCGAUCGUCGCUGAUAAUGUGCCGUCGGAGCGGAUCAGUGCGGCGCUGGGAACGACGACGAUCGGGUUGACGUGGGGAUUUCUACUUGGUCCGAUGAUCAGUGGGUAUGUGUAUGAUACGUUUGGGUAUUAUGGGUGCUAUGUUAUUCCGGUGGUUUUGAUUGUGGUGGAUGUUGUGUUGCGGUUUGCGAUGAUCGAGGUGCCGAAAAGGGAGCAUCGGAAACCGAAGCCUGAAUUGCGCGCUGGCUCGGAUUAUCAGAAUGGUCGAUAUGAUACCUUUAGUGGGAACGAUGCUCGGAGUCCCGCCCGGGUUCCUGUGAGGGAGUAUGAGAGCGAGACCGAAGCUCCGCUGUUGCAAUCACCACGACCCGCAGAGCAAUCCGGUAAAAAGGCAGACAAGCCUGCUACCGUAUUGCGUCUUCUGAUCACCCCCCGUCUACCACUUGCGUUGGUGGCGACUACAUCCGUGGCCCUCACACUUUCCGCCCUAGAAACCUCCCUGCCCCUCUUCGUCAUGGACACAUUCGCCUGGACAGCCCAAGGCGCCGGCUUCAUCUUCUUCGCCAUAACGGUGCCCAGCUUCGCCGCCGUCCAAAUCGGCCAUCUAAUCGACUCAGUAGGCGUCCGCACCCUAGGCGCCAUCGCAUUCGCAGUCUCCUCCUGCACCUGGAUCGCGCUCCGUUUCAUCACCGAAAACUCAACAGCCCACAUCGUCCUCCUCGUCCUCCUGCUCCUUAUCUUAGGCUUCACAAUCGUCACAAUCGAGAUCGUCGCCAUGACAGAGGUGUCCCAGGUGAUCUCGGAUUACGAGGCUGAGUUCCCCGGCGUGUUUGGCGAGAAGAGCCCCGUUGCCCAGGCGUACGCACUGUUCAAUAUGUCGUUCGCGGCAGGCCAGCUUCUCGGCCCACUGGUUGCGGGUGCCAUUCUUGUCAAUGCGGGCUGGGGCAUGAUGACGCUCAUCCUUGGCAUCGUAUCUGCCGUUACUGCUCUCCCCUUUGGCAUUUUUAGCGGCCCGCGGAAGCUCGUCGAGGCUGGGGCUGAGACUGGUGAUGCGACUGUUUAG
Molecule: messenger RNA, 1467 nt
Organism: Penicillium verhagenii
Lineage: Eukaryota; Fungi; Ascomycota; Eurotiomycetes; Eurotiales; Aspergillaceae
Product: MFS transporter
Exons: 7
Coding region: 1-1467 (488 amino acids)
Biological process (GO): transmembrane transport
Molecular function (GO): transmembrane transporter activity
Source: RefSeq, a predicted model, not a curated record